GCGGAUGGAGAGGCGGCGCGUGAGUCCUGCCUCCUCUGCUCCUUCAGUGUCUCCACAUACAUCCACAGUAAACUGGAGGAGGAUACAGAAAACACAGCCGCGCAGAGACGGGGCUUGGUCCACGUCGGAAGUUCUUGUUCUGCAGUUUUUGCUACGCGGUUUUUUGUUUUUUUUGAAUCGCACAUCGCUUUAUAAGAGAAGACAGAAUGGCAGAGGCACACCAGGCCGUUGCGUUCCAGUUCACAGUCACUCCUGAGGGCAUCGACCUGCAACUGUCCCACCAGGCGCUCUCUGAAAUCUACCUGUCUGGAGUGCGGUCCUGGAAGAAGCGCAUCAUUAGACUCAAGAACAAUGUGAUAACAGGGGUUUACCCAGCCAGUCCUUCUUCAUGGUUAUUUGUGGUCAUUGCAAUUUUGGCAACAAUGUACACCCGUUCUGAUCCAUCCAUGGGACUCAUAGCCAAAAUACAAGAGCACCUACCAGUCAGUCAUUCAAUGAGUUCCCAGUGUCAAGCCGUGGUGUCUGCGGUUCUCUUCAGUACUCUGCUGUGGCUGCUGCUCAUUUUCACCAUGAGACUCUGCCUUAAACAGCUCCUGUCCUACCACCGCUGGAUGUUUGAGCAGCAUGGAAAGAUGUCCAACACCACCAAAGUCUGGGUGGCCCUGGUGCGCAUCUUCUCUGGCAGGAAGCCUCUUCUCUACAGCUACCAGGGUUCACUGCCAAAUCUGCCUGUGCCCACCAUUAAAGACACCGUCAAAAGGUACUUGGAGUCUGUGCGUCCUCUUAUGGAUGACAGUAAAUAUGAACGCACAACCCAACUGGCAGAAGAGUUUCAGGGCAGCCUGGGGAACCGCCUGCAGUGGUACCUCAAACUGAAAUCACUAUGGGCUGCUAACUAUGUCAGUGACUGGUGGGAAGAAUACAUUUACCUUCAUGGAAGAAGCCCUAUAAUGGUUAACAGUAACUACUAUGGCAUGGACUUUUUGUUUGUGACGCCCACACCGAUCCAGGCAGCAAGAGCCGGCAACUCCAUUCACGCAUUCUUCCUUUAUCGUCGCAAACUGAACAAAGAGGAGAUUAAACCAAGUCGUAUCCCCGGCACUGUCAUUCCCCUGUGUGCAGCUCAGUGUGAGAGGAUAUUCAACACUACACGGACUCCAGGAGAGGAGACUGACAUGGUUCAGCACUGGCAAGACAGUGAUUACAUAGCGGUUUACCACAGGGGGCGCUACUUCAGGCUCAGGGUGUACCAGGCUGGCCGCCUCCUGUCACCCAGGGAGAUUGAGUUUCAAAUCCAAAGAAUUCUGGAUGACCCCUCUCCUCCUUCAAAAGGAGAAGCCCACCUCGGGGCCCUGACAGCCGGUGACAGAAUUCCAUGGGCCAAGGCCAGGACAAAAUUCUUUAGCACAGGGCUUAACAAACGGUCUCUGGAUUGUAUAGAAAAAGCUGCCUUUUUUGUCACACUGGAUGAUGAUGAGCAAGGCAUGAUGGGUGAUGACCCUGCUGCAAGUCUAGAUAAAUAUGCUAAAUCCCUUUUGCAUGGAAAUUGUUAUGACAGGUGGUUUGACAAGUCAUUUUCUGUAGUUUUCUACAGAAAUGGAAAAUGUGGAAUAAAUGCAGAACAUUCUUGGGCAGAUGCACCUGUUUUGGCCCAUGUAUGGGAGUAUUCCCUGGCUACUGACAGUUUCCAGCUCGGUUAUAAUACUGAAGGUCACUGCAAGGGAGAAGUAGAUUCCUCACUUCCAAAACCACAAAAGCUGAACUGGGAAAUCCCCCCUGAGUGUGAGGAGCAGAUAUCCAAGUCUUUGGAAGUGGCCCAGAAACUGGCGAACGAUAUCGAUUUUCAUGUUUUCUCAUUCCAAGAGUUUGGAAAAGGAAAGGUUAAAAAGUGCAGGGUCAGCCCAGAUGCCUUUAUCCAGAUGACUCUUCAGUUGGCCUACUUCAGGGAGCAAGGUAAUUUUUGUUUGACAUAUGAGGCUUCCAUGACCCGUUUGUUCAGGGAGGGCAGGACUGAAACGGUGCGCUCCUGCUCCAAUGAGAGCAGUGCCUUUGUCCGAGCGUUCGAAGGAGGAGAGGCUCCCGAGGUGUGCAGACGUCUGUUUAAGGCAGCGUCAGAAAAGCACCAGCUUCUCUACCGCAUGGCCAUGACAGGAGCUGGCAUCGACAGACACCUCUUCUGCCUCUAUGUGGUCUCCAAAUAUUUAGGAGUAGAGUCGCCUUUCUUGAAAGAGGUGCUGUCGGAGCCCUGGAGGCUCUCAACCAGUCAGACUGCUGUCCAGCAGGUGGAGCUAUUUGACCUGGUCAACUACCCAGAAUACAUCUCUUGUGGAGGAGGCUUUGGUCCAGUCGCUGAUGAUGGUUAUGGAGUGUCCUACAGCCUUGUUGGAGAGAACAUUAUUAACUUCCACAUCUCCUGCAAGCACUCAUGUCCUCAAACUGAUGCCCAUAAAUUUGGUUCUCAGAUUAAAAAGGCACUGCAUGAUAUAGUCCAUCUGCUCAGUAGUGCCCAACCAGAGCCCAAGAAAACUGAAACCAGUCGCCCCAAAGUCAAGAAAGACCAGUAACUUAUACUGAGGGACACCUGGGUCAAAUGUGCACACCCGACGUUGAGAUUUUGGUAUUGCAGAAAAGAGCCUUACACAUUGCGGGCAUAUAUACUCUAUGUGAAAACUGCAGUGCUAAAAGGGAUGUUUUAAUAAAUAUAUUUAUAUUUGUUUGUAGGUUAGUUAAGAGGGGACCAUUAUUUUUUACAUAUUUACAGUCAUUUGGAUUUAUAAUAAACAUGGUGUAGGUCUAGCUUGUCUUCAGAACAUAUUUGGAAAUGCCUUGUAAAGGGAUUUUGUAUUUUCUUAGUUAACAUAGCAUUAAAUAUGCAUACAAUUUGCACCACAAGGGUAUAUACCACAUAAACUGUACUGUCUGGAAUGGGUUGUGGGAGCAAACUGCAGAGACUGAAGGCAGCAGUAUAGACUGGCUCCUCCUGUUCUUUGAGAAGGAUGUUGCAGUUUUUAGGAGACCUUUGAGAAGGAGAUUGUCAGUGAUUAAUUAAUUUCUCUCAGCUGUUUUUUUUUUUUUUGUAAUGUCAUUUGAAUAACUUGAACAGCAAGAUGAUUUCCUGCCUUUUUUUGGAAAUCAGACUUAUAAGAAUCCAUAUUGAACCUCUCUGAGAGCUGAGAGCUGGCUACUAUGAACCAGACCAACCACAGGACAACUGGUGGUUUGGACUAAGGCAAAGGUGAAGCACCCAAACAAAGUGGCACUGAGUGAUGUACUUCAGUUUAUUUUAGCAGAAACGCAGACAAUUACAUAAAUUACAGACUACUAUGGACGAAGUACUUUGGACAUGUAUGGAUGGGAAAGAUGCGUUUUUGUCAUAUGGAUUUAGCAAAGGUUUUAUUUAUCAGCUCACUCCGGGUUGCAUUUAAUGAGAGCCAUUCCAGAUUUGUUAUGUGUAGAGUCAGGAUUGCUACACAUAUCAGUCUAGCUUUUGCCAGGUUACCAUAACCAUUGGACAUUUAUUUGUAUUAACACUUAACAUAAACUACAGGGACAAAUUCCUUCAUUGUACUAUUUUGGAUUUUUUUGUCUUUGGUUUUCUGUAGAAAUACAGUAUAAUAUAUGUAAAAUUCCUAGGAAUAUGAGUAUUUGCCAUAUCUUUGUAAGGAAAAAGGGAUGGUCCUACACUCAAUAUUAAAGCAACAGGACACAAGUGUAAA
Periophthalmus magnuspinnatus is the source of this 3716-nucleotide messenger RNA. RefSeq names its product carnitine O-palmitoyltransferase 1, liver isoform-like. Gene Ontology annotation, molecular function: carnitine O-palmitoyltransferase activity. Bases 207 to 2564 code for a protein of 785 amino acids. The record is from RefSeq and is a predicted model, not a curated record. The transcript has 19 exons. Gene Ontology annotation, cellular component: mitochondrion. NCBI's taxonomy places the organism in Eukaryota, Metazoa, Chordata, Actinopteri, Gobiiformes, Gobiidae. Gene Ontology annotation, biological process: fatty acid metabolic process; carnitine metabolic process.